CACCUUGUUGUUUAUAUUCUGUCUCUAUCCACCGAUCUCCUUCAACCACCGACCUUCCUCAAUUCAUAUAAGGCGGUAGUCACCACCACCCUACAAAAUGGGCUCGAUAGGCACAAAUGGGACCGAAAGGCCCGAGUCAUUGUCUGGAUACUAUGAGGAAGCCGACACCGGUUAUAAAAUCACAGAAGAACGUCUUGGAACGCCCAGGCGGCUUCGCGUUGUCAUGGUUGGAGCUGGUGCCAGUGGACUCAACAUGGCUCGCCACAUGGAACUGCAUAUGGAGAACUACGAGCUUAUGAUAUACGAAAAGAAUGCUGAUGUUGGUGGCACUUGGUAUGAAAAUAAAUAUCCUGGGUGUGCCUGUGAUAUACCAUCCCACAACUAUCAAUUCACGUGGGAAUCCAACCCGAAUUGGUCUAAUUUCUACUCGACGUCGCAAGAGAUUUUGAAGUAUUUUAAAGAAAUCGCCGACAAAUACGCACUUUACAAAUACAUCAAACUGAAUCAUUAUGUGCAUGACGCAAAGUGGGACGAGGAAGCCGGAAUUUGGAAUGUCAAGGUCAAGGAUAGCACCACUGGGGCGAUCGUAGAGGAUUGGGGCCACAUCUUCAUCAAUGGAUGUGGUAUACUGAACAACUGGAAGUGGCCCAGCAUCCCAGGCCUGAAGUCAUUCAAAGGUGCACUGAUCCACAGUGCGGCUUGGGACGAUAGCCACAACCUCAACGGCAAAGACGUCGCCGUUCUCGGAUGCGGUUCUUCCGGUGUUCAAAUCAUCCCUACCAUUCAGCCUGACGUGAAGUCACUCACCACGUUCGUUCGGACGCCCACCUGGAUUACGGCAGGAUUCGCCCAAAAUCAUGCAGGUCCAGGCGGUUCCAAUUUCGCCUUUAGCGAUAAGCAAAAGCAAGAAUUCCGAGACGACCCUAAGAAGUACCUGGAGUACAGGAAGUCCAUCGAAAGCGAAUUGAACCAUCGCUUUAAACUGGUGAUCAUGGGAAGUCAAGAACAAGAGGAAGCUCGGCUUUUUUCCAUCAACGAGAUGAAGACCAAACUCGGAUACGAUGAUCGCCUGGCCAAGGCAAUGAUCCCAGACUUCGGUGUCGCAUGCCGCCGUCCGACUCCAGGAAAUGGAUACCUCGAGUCGUUGACCGCAGACAACGUCCGCGUGGUUAUUGACCACAUCCAAGAGGUUGUUCCCGAGGGUAUCAAGUUGACGACGGGUGAAAUACUCAAGAUCGACGCAUUCAUCUGCGCCACAGGCUUUGACAUCUCUUUCUUUCCCCGGUUCAAAGUAACGGGCCGGAAUGGAACAGUGCUCUCAGAGCAAUGGGCAGACAAGCCUGAGGCUUACCUUUCAGUCGCUACGAACAAUUUUCCGAAUUACUUCAUGUUUCUCGGCCCCAACUCACCAGUCGGACACGGCUCUGUGCUUCCCAUAAUCGAGCACAACACCAAGUAUCUCAUCAAUUUCAUGAAAAAAAUCCAAACACAGAAUAUCAAAUCGGUCAGCCCGAAGGUCGAAGCGAUCCGCGACUUCAACAUUCACAUCACCGAAUUCAUGAAACGCACAGCCUGGGCGACACCGUGUCGCAGCUGGUUCAAGAAUGGCACCGUGGAUGGACCCAUCGUCGCACUACACCCCGGCGGACGUAUCCAUUGGUUUCACAUGCUCACCGACAUUCGCUAUGAGGAUUUUGACUUUACAUAUAUGACAAAUAACAGAUUCCAGUACUUGGGUGACGGAUUCUCCACCAAGGAAACGGUUGGAAAGGACAACGCAUGGUACUUUGACGACCCAGAGGAAGGUUACCGGCCUUACUAGAUGUUACAUUGCCGUUCGGGUUCGUAACAUCAAAAAGGGCAACGGCUUCGGGUUGCUAAUGCAGAAUGAACAUCAUCUUUUGACAGCACUUCGCAUCGAGUAUAGCUUAAACAGGGCCGUGCUAUUGGCUGCUUAUGUAGAAUGUACGCAACCUUGUUCGUAGAAAUAUGGGCUUUUUGGUAUCAGAGUCUUCUCCCGGCGCAGUUUUCAC
Messenger RNA from Exophiala viscosa, 2033 nucleotides. RefSeq names its product cyclohexanone monooxygenase. The coding region runs from base 98 to 1822 and encodes 574 amino acids. NCBI's taxonomy places the organism in Eukaryota, Fungi, Ascomycota, Eurotiomycetes, Chaetothyriales, Herpotrichiellaceae. Gene Ontology annotation, molecular function: N,N-dimethylaniline monooxygenase activity; flavin adenine dinucleotide binding; NADP binding. The record is from RefSeq and is a predicted model, not a curated record. The transcript is spliced from 8 exons.